CUGUUUUCGAUCGUUGGGUACCGAAAUUGUUGUGUCGAUUGACAUAUGUUUUAGCAAGUUUACCGAAAUAUUCUGGAUUUUUUUACUAUGUACCAUGACAACCGGCGGACAGGACACAAUUAGAACAACCUUAAAAAGGCUCAUUGAAUUUUCUGGUGCGAAUUUUACAGCUGAUGAUGUGAUCCGUGAAUUCCGCUUACCCAAGGAUAAAAAUUCCAAUCGGAAACUUUUGACAACAUUAAAAAUUAUUACUAAACACCAACCAUCGGCACGCAACCAUUUAAUUGAAGUUAACAAGCUACUGGAGAAGAAGGAUCCAUUCUAUUGUCUGGUGCAUUUUUUGAACCAAUAUGCUGAGAACGGAACAACACCGGAAAUAUCGAAGAAAACAUCGCCCGUAGCGUUGCUCAGUUCAACAAAAAUUUCGGACCCAGUCACUCGAGACAAAGUUUCAGAGAUUAAGGAACGUGUUGUACAAGCUGCAAGCGGAGGUCUAAGCAAGUCUAUACAAAGUGGCACGGCGGGGGGCAACAACUCAACUUUACUUUUCCCAGCAUUGAACAAAAGCCGUUCAAACUCUUCGUGGGAUUUCCAAAAAAUUGAUCUCGUCCCAUUCCAACACUCCAAUGUUUCAGCAUUACCUAUUCCUACUCAAGAAGCUGUUUUACUCCAUGACCUCAUAUACUGCCUGAGUGGAAUGCGUGGAAAUUAUAUAUAUCCCGAAGAAGGCUGUGAAUCUGAUACAGAUGCCAUACGCUUUAAAAUUUCAGAACAGAUUCACAGCUCUCUUCGCGACAUGGCCUAUGAAAUAGUACCUCUUGCCAGACACUACGUUUGUGUACAAAAAUUCGUCCAAAGAGCAAGUUUCACUAAUUGUGGACAAGUUUUGCAAGCUUUGAGUGCAGCUCUAAGAGCACUUAUCCACGAUUAUUAUUUACUUCUAGCACAAUUAGAAUCUGAAUUGGUGGCUGGAUCGUUGACCCUCCACAAAAUGUUAUUCUACAUCCGACCAACUUUGAAUACCAUGGACGUAUUGGCGAGUGCUGUUAACGACAUAUGUUCUUCUGAUUUAAGAGGCGGACAAGCUCUAACUCUACUUUAUGAUCGUAUAAAUGCACUGACCGGAGAUGAAGAAUCUCAGAAAUUUCUCAUACAACUAACUCAACUGGCGGCUGUGCCGUAUAUGGAAAUAUUACAAAUGUGGAUUCAAAAAGGAGUAAUCGAUGAUCCACAAGAAGAAUUUCUUGUAGAAGAUAACGAGGUGAUUCGACGUGAGGAAUUGCCGGAGCAUUAUUCCGCAGACUACUGGGAAAAGAGAUACACAAUACGUAGAGAGCGCAUACCUCGUUUCUUGGAAAAGGUAUCCGAUAUCAUUCUGCGUACCGGUAAAUAUCUGAACGUGAUCCGACAAUGUGGAAAGAAGGUCAAACCGCCACAGACAAUAGUCUUGCACUUCAGUCCGAAAAAUCAGAACCACAUAGCAGCGAUCCAAAGCGCUUAUCUGUUUGCUUCAAAAAACCUACUGGAAGUAUUACUGAAAGAAAACGAUCUAAUGGGACAUUUGAUGUCGGUUAAAAGAUAUUUGCUCCUAUAUCAAGGUGAUUUCAUUACUCAGUUUAUGGAUGCGUGCGAAGAAGAGUUGGACAAAAACGUAGAUCAAGUUCUGCCAGUGAAAUUAGAGAAUUUACUAGGUUUAACACUACGACUGUCUUCGGCCAAGCAUGAUCCAUACAAAGAUGAUUUACAUUGUGAACUACUAACCUUUGACUUAGCCACGCAAAUGUCCAAAAUAAUAAAUAAUGAAGAAGAAUAUUGGCAAAAUAAUGAUCGUAUCGAUCUGUAUGGUUUGGAAUGCUUUGCAUUUCGUUACGAAGUCAAAUGGCCUGUUUCAUUGGUCCUCAAUCACAUCGCCAUAUCAAAGUAUCAAAUGCUGUUUAGACAGUUGUUCUAUUGCAAGCAUGUCGACCGUCAACUGUGCAAGAUCUGGAAGGAGAACAACGCUGCGAAAAAGUUCACACCCCAAGCAGCUGAGUUAUACCGUUCGGCCUUUGCUCUCCGGCAAAGAAUGAUGAAUGCUAUACAAAAUCUGGAAUACUACAUGAUGAUCGAAGUCAUUGAACCCAAUUGGCACAAUUUCAUAGAAAACAUGAAUAAGGUUGAAAACGUUGACGAUGUUCUAGUCGUUCAUCAGGAUUUCUUGGACUUAUGUUUGAAAAAUUGCAUGAUUACCGAUCCGACGUUGUUGAGAUCGAUUGUGAAAUUGUGCAAUAUUUGCUUGAACUUCUGCGAAUUCAUUCAGAAAGCUCAGCGUCACUUUUUAGACGCAGAAUUAUCAUCAAUGCUAUGUGAAAGUGAUGGAGACUUUUCUGAGUCAGAAUUUGAUGUAUCGAGUCACAGACAGACCGAAUCAUCGCUCGCUCCCACAGAUACUUUUUCAGAACGCGUGAAACGAUUUGAUCUAGAAUUCACCGGUUUGCUGAUAGGUUUCUUGAGGCAAAUUAGCGACGUCGCAUCCGAUAAUCCCUCUGACCGAUUUAUCAACUUGGUUCACAGAAUCAAUUUCAAUUCAUUCUAUAACGAACAAUUGGAUAAACUUUGUGCCAAGGACGCAAUGGCUCCACAUCAUUAACACGAUAAUAUAAGAAUGUUGAUUUAACUUUCUCAAAAUUGAUUAGCCCGAACAGAUUAUGUAAAUAAAGUGUUUCAUAACUGUAAUUUAUUCUUGUUAAUUUAACUGAACAAUAUCAACAUGUAUCCU
Molecule: messenger RNA, 2758 nt
Organism: Hermetia illucens (black soldier fly)
Lineage: Eukaryota; Metazoa; Arthropoda; Insecta; Diptera; Stratiomyidae
Gene: Grip84
Product: gamma-tubulin complex component 2 homolog
Exons: 13
Coding region: 95-2629 (844 amino acids)
Biological process (GO): cytoplasmic microtubule organization; meiotic cell cycle; spindle assembly
Cellular component (GO): centrosome; gamma-tubulin small complex; spindle pole
Molecular function (GO): gamma-tubulin binding; microtubule minus-end binding
Source: RefSeq, a predicted model, not a curated record